UAAAAAGAGAAAAGAGAAAAAAAUGGAAUCCACCGGCACGACGGCGGGCGUAAUUCUCCCGACGAUGCUGGACAACCAGAAGAAUCUUCCAAUGGAAUUCAUAUGGCCACGUGGGGAGUUAGCGACGGGGAAUGCGGAGGAGCGAGAGGAGUUGAAAGAGCCCUUGAUUGACUUAGGGGGAUUCCGGCGAGGGGAGGCGGCGGCGACGGCGGAGGCGGCGGCGAUGGUUCGGAUGGCGUGCAGGAAGCAUGGGUUGUUUCAGGUGACGAAUCAUGGAGUGGCGGCAGAGCUGAUAAAGGCGGCGUAUGAGGAAGGGGAAGCGAUUUUUAAGAUGCCGUUAGUGAAGAAAAUUAGCGUUGGGAAAAAGCCGGGAAGAGUGUCGGGAUAUUCAGGAGCUCAUGCAGAGAGAUUCUCGUCAAAGCUUCCAUGGAAAGAGACGUUCUCUUUUGAAUAUUGUAGUGAUGAUUCUCAACGCCUUCAUGUUCUUCAUUACUUCAAGUCAUUGUUCGGAUGCGACUUCGAGAACACUGGAUGGGUAUACCAAAGAUACUGUGAGGAAAUGACAAGAACAGCACUAAUGAUAAUGGAGCUUUUAGCAAUAAGUUUGGGAAUAGAAAGAUUUCAUUACAGGAAGUUCUUUGAAGAUGGAAGAUCAAUAAUGAGAUGCAAUUACUACCCACCAUGCGAAAAUGCAGGCCUAACCUUAGGCACAGGCCCCCAUUGUGACCCAACUUCACUCACAAUUCUCCAUCAAGAUCAAGUUGGUGGCCUUGAAGUUUUUGCUAACAACAGAUGGCUCUCUGUCAAACCUAGACCUGAUGCUUUGGUUAUUAACAUCGGUGACACUUUUAUGGCACUCUCGAACGGAGCGUACAAGAGCUGCCUGCAUAGGGCAGUGGUGAACAGGAAGAGAGAGAGAAGGUCAUUGGUGUUCUUUGUGUGCCCAAAAGAUGAUAAAGUGGUGAGACCCCCACAAGAUUUGGUGAGCAGAGAAGGGCCAAGACAGUACCCUGAUUUCACAUGGUCAGAUCUUUUGGAGUUUACACAAAAACAUUACCGAGCUGAUGUUGCUACACUCCAAAGCUUUGUUCAUUGGCUUCAAGCUAAACCUCACCCUCCAACAAAUCCAUUUCAAAUUUAAUUAUAUAUAUACAUACACACAAUUUCUCCAUUGUCAUUUUUCUUACUUUGUUCUUAUUCAUAUUCUCCUUUUAUUGU
Messenger RNA from Benincasa hispida (wax gourd), 1218 nucleotides. Its product is annotated as gibberellin 20 oxidase 1-D-like. The record is from RefSeq and is a predicted model, not a curated record. NCBI's taxonomy places the organism in Eukaryota, Viridiplantae, Streptophyta, Magnoliopsida, Cucurbitales, Cucurbitaceae.